Closterium sp. Naga37s-1 is the source of this 2253-nucleotide messenger RNA. NCBI's taxonomy places the organism in Eukaryota, Viridiplantae, Streptophyta, Zygnematophyceae, Desmidiales, Closteriaceae. The record is from the annotation of a GenBank genome assembly.
AUGUACCUCAUUCCGGGCGGCCCGGCCGGCAAGAUGAGCUUCAUCGACACGCUGUACAACGUGACUUCAGCCACAUGCCUGACGGGAAUGAUCAGCGUUGACGUUAACAUGUUUUCUGACGGAGGUAACGUUUUCCGUUUGCUGCUGAUGAUAAUCGGCAGUCAGAUCACGACGUCGCUCGUUCCCGUCUACGUCCGUCGCUUCUUCUUCCACCGCUACCUCUACCGCGAGGGGUACGUCACGCGCGGCGGCCGGCGGAGCGAACCCGUGGUAACAGUGCGCAGCGGUGAGGCAGGCGCGGUGGAUGGGAUGAUCGGGGAAGGCGAGGUUAGCGGGGAGGGCCUCGGGGUGUUGGAGGAGGAGCAUCGCGUGUCCGAGGACGACAAGGCCGCUGACGCUCGCGAUAAUGCUCCAUUGGGCAGUAAGGCCGAGGGGUCAGGUGCGGUGGCGGCGGGUAGUGGUAAGGUGACCCACGUUCAGAGCGACCCGGCUAGGGUGUCUCCGCUUGGGUCUAACAGCGCGAGCAGAGGGAGGGACGGAGCUCUCGUGAUUCCCGUUAAUGAUGCUCCAGCGGGGUCCGACGUGGACGCCACGCGGCAAGAUUCCAGCCAGAAUGGCCCGAGAUCUGCUCGCGCUGACGUGGACGCGCUGCGGCUGGACAGCAGUCAGCACGGGCCGCGAUCGACGCGGUGGGACGCGCGCAUGUGGGACAGUCCGCGCAACGCGCAGGGGCGGGCGGGGCUGACCCCGCGGAGGGCGUUCGGGCUGGAGGACGCUUUGGAGCGCACGGUGGGGCCGCUGUCGGGGCGGUACCAGGCGGGCGAGGAGAACGCGUGGCACACGUGGUCGGGGGACGCGGCGCGCGCGGAGGGGCAGCGGCUGAAGCUGGCGCUGGAGAUCAUGCGCGUGCAGCAGCAGCAGCGCGACAGCGAGCAGCGCCCGGGGCUGUUCCUCCAGCGCACCCUCUCCUCCAGCACCUGGCGCACCGACGAUGUUGAUGGCGCUAGCGCUGGCGCUGACGCUGAACUGCUGCCCAUUGGCCCAGGCGAACGAAGAUUCCUGGAACUGAGGGCGCUGGAGUUGCUGAGCUGGCUGGUGCCCGUGUACUUUGUGUCAGUGCAGGCGGUGGCCGUGGUGCUCAUGCUCGUGCUCGUGCACGUGUCACCGUCCGUCAGGCAGGUCGUGGACAGCAACGGCGUCAGCCCCAUCUUCUUCUCCGUCUUCCAGGUGGUGUCAUCGUUCAGCAACACGGGGCUGGUGCUGCUCAACAGCAACCUCAUGGACUUCAACAGCAACGUGCCGCUGCUGCUGGGGCUCUCUGCGCUCAUGCUUCUCGGCAACACCCUCUUCGCCCCCACACUGCGCGGCCUGCUGCUGCUGCUGCACCUCGCCUCCAAGGGCGAGCAGAAGGUGGUGUACGAGUAUCUGCUGGAGCAUCCGCGCAAGUGCUACACGCACCUGUUCCCGCGCUCGUCCACGCUGUGGCUCGUGGCAACUGUGGUGGCGUUCAACAGCAUCGAGUUCAUCUUCUUCUGCGUCUUCGACUGGAACUCCACUGCCCUCGAUGGCCUCUCCAGCAGCACGAAGGUGUUGGUGGGGUACUUCCAGUCCAUCUGCACGCGCACCACGGGCUACAAUGUCGUCGUCCUCGCCCUGCUCUCGCCGCCCAUGCUUGUUCUCUACAUCGCCAUGAUGAACGUGGCAGUGUAUCCGGUGUACCUGGCGCGGCAGACAUCGCGGGAGCAGCGCGAGGUGUACGACGACGAGGACAUAGGCGUGUUCUACGAGGACCUGCAGGAGGGCGUGCUGGACCCGGGCGUGCUCACCCAGGGCAAGAAGCUCUUCCUGCAUGACACCGCCCUCAUCUUCUUCGCCAUCUUCCUCGUCUGCAUCAUGGAGAGCUCCAUGAUCACCUCCGACCCCACCAACUUCUCCAUCUUCAACAUCAUCUUUGAGAUCAUGAGUGGCUAUGGCAACGUGGGCUUCUCUCUCGGGUACACCUGUCCAGAAGACGCCCCCCCUGGCUGUGUCUCCCCGCCCUACAGCUUCUCAGGGGUGUGGCGCACGGAGGCGAAGGUGGUGAUGGUGCUGGUGAUGCUGCUGGCGAGGCACCGCGGGCUGCCAGACAACAUCGAUGCCGCCAUUGUCAUCCCCGACCAGAAGCAGUUCCAGUCCGCUGCCAAGACACAUGAUGCAGCCACAGCCGCAGGCACAGGCACAGGUGGGGGAGAGGUUGGGGGGGGAGGGGGGUGA